CGUGGGCCUUGCAUCAGAUAGUAUCGACUGUGCUGUGAGGGAGAUUUAUUCGAUCCGACUUACGGUAUAGUCUACCGUCUGAGUGCGGCAUCAUGAACCCGAUAUUGUGCGACUUUAUUGCCGGUUCCUUUGGCGGAGCCUGCGGUCUACUAGUCGGUCACCCGAUGGACACCAUCAAAGCGUGGCAGCAGAACUCUAACUACGGCAUGGGCAAUGCGAUGUACAACAUCAUCAUACGUAAUAACGGUCUGAAAGGAUUCUACCGUGGCAUGUACUUCCCGCUGCUCUCGAACGGAGCACUGAACUCGGUCGUGUUUGCCGUCUACGGUGCGCAACUACGCUACUUACAGAAACACACACGCUCGGAUCGAUUGCGGAAGGCGUACUGGAGAAAGCACGUGUUCAUUGCUGGAUCGGUGGCUGGUUUGGCGCAAGUGUUUCUAGCCUGUCCGAUCGAAGUCGUCAAGGUUCGACUACAAACACUAUCCUUUAUCGGACACCCAUGGGCCUGCUUGAAGGACAUCUUUCGCCGCGAAGGCAUGGCCGGGAUCUAUCGCGGUAUUACGCCGAUGAUGUUCCGUGACGUUUUCCCGUAUGGCGUGUAUAUGUACGUGUACGAGUAUAUGCUGGAAAUCGAGCGACGAUUGCACCGCUUGAAUAACGAGCGGGCGGCGGGAGCAUCGAUUGGAGGCGCACUACAGGCAUCACUCAUUGCGACCGCCGGGGCCGUGGCCGGUAUUGCUUCAUGGCUAUUCAUCGUACCCUUCGAUGUAGUAAAAACCGUUAUGCAGGCGGAAACGGAUCCCACCGUCCACAAGAGCAUGAUGCACUGUUUCCGAUCUUUAAUCAAGAAACAUGGCUGGCGUUCGUUGUUCCGCGGGAGCUUGGUGAUCAUCGCCAGAGCCGCUCCAGUCAAUUCAGCUACCUUCCUGGGAUACGAGUACUGCUUGGAAAAGUGCCACAAAGUGCUCGGUGAAACGUGAAUAAGAAAUCAUCAGAAUGGAGUGACUCGGAAGAAGGUUUCAUUAUCAUACAAUAUAUAGAUUAUAACAUGAUAUUAUUCUUAUAUAAAUAAACGACAAAACAACCGUUAAACUUAAAGUCGAAUCCUCGA
This is a messenger RNA of Anopheles darlingi, 1114 nucleotides long. Its product is annotated as solute carrier family 25 member 45. Gene Ontology annotation, molecular function: high-affinity L-arginine transmembrane transporter activity. Gene Ontology annotation, cellular component: mitochondrion. NCBI's taxonomy places the organism in Eukaryota, Metazoa, Arthropoda, Insecta, Diptera, Culicidae. The record is from RefSeq and is a predicted model, not a curated record. The transcript has 6 exons. The coding region runs from base 93 to 983 and encodes 296 amino acids. Gene Ontology annotation, biological process: mitochondrial L-ornithine transmembrane transport.